Molecule: messenger RNA, 249 nt
Organism: Opisthorchis viverrini
Lineage: Eukaryota; Metazoa; Platyhelminthes; Trematoda; Opisthorchiida; Opisthorchiidae
Exons: 1
Coding region: 1-249 (82 amino acids)
Source: RefSeq, a predicted model, not a curated record
AUGCGAUCCGAUCAGUCUUUCGAACCGCCAAAGGGGACAUUACCCACGCUACAACACAGCAAACGCACGCUGAAACGUGGAACAUGCCCAGAGUACUCCUUAGUUCCUGAAGAGACUCAUGUGGCGAUACAAUGUCGCCGAGUUGAACGUGGCGGAGUACUUGACAUAACACGGCUGCUCGUAGUCACGACAACAAUGUUCAAACCUCUCGGGGUACAGCAGUGCUCGCUGUCAAUUGUGAUGACAUAG